AUGUUUGGGAAAGUAAGAGCGUCUUCUUGUCCUGCCGAGAGCCUGGAGAGACCGCCGUCCAAGAUUCUCAAAGACGAUUCUCUCUCCAUCUACGAGGCUACACUUAUGAAGCUUAAAUUGGGUUCUAAACGCAAUUUGAGUCCAUGCGAGAUAGAUAACGGUUCUACUUCAAGCUCUUCCAAUUUGGAGCCAAUGAAGAUAGAUGUGAACUGUGCUUCUGCAGCGGCUUCUCAGGGUAAUAUAGAGGUGGCCAGCUCUCCCCAGGAGCAGGAGGAGUUUAUGACAUUAGACACAGAUUGUUCUUCAGUAACAAGUUCGACAAGUUCUACUGAUUGCCAUUCUUUGGGUACCUCGAAACAGCAACAGAGUACAAACGUUUCAGUUCUCUACCUGUUUUCUAAAUUUAAGAGAGCUCAAGAGGAUAUCUGCUCAUCCUCUGGAGAUGCAAUGACAAUAGAGAGUGCUAGUAUUUCUCCAAGUUCUAGCGGUUGCCAAUCUCUUAACAGCACAGAACAACAUUUGGAAAAGGAAUGUGUCGACUCAUUACCUGCUAGGCACAUAUGCAUGCUCUGA
Molecule: messenger RNA, 573 nt
Organism: Prunus armeniaca (apricot)
Lineage: Eukaryota; Viridiplantae; Streptophyta; Magnoliopsida; Rosales; Rosaceae
Source: the annotation of a GenBank genome assembly